Molecule: messenger RNA, 1950 nt
Organism: Thecamonas trahens ATCC 50062
Lineage: Eukaryota; Apusomonadida; Apusomonadidae
Exons: 2
Coding region: 1-1950 (649 amino acids)
Source: RefSeq, a predicted model, not a curated record
AUGGCCGGCCUGGCACCGGUGUCUGCCUCGGCUGGGGCUGGUCCGGCUUCUGCUCAGCUGGGCCACGACUCGUUGUCAGACGGCUCCGACUUGCCCUCGCCUACUGUCGACGAUGGCGACGCGUUGGCCCUCCUCGCUGCGCUCGACUCUCAGAUCUCGGCCAUGGGCGCCACUGGCGUGGCAAGUGACCUCGCUCCUUUGCCAGAGUCAUCGUUAUCGCGGUCGCCCUCAGCGGUCUCGUCAUCGCCGUCGGCGUCAUCGUCAUCAGGGCCGUCGUCGUCGUCGUCGUCGGGUUCGGCCUCGGGUUCGGCCUCGUGCUCGUCAUCGGCUUCGGGGGGAUCACUGUCGGCGUCGCCGUCGGCGUCGUCAAUUCAUCAUGGCGCGCAAACACGAUCGACGGCGCAGACACUGGCAUCGUACUCGCUCGAGUCCGAGGCGGAGCUCUCGCCCCAGGCUGCCGCAUCUGCAGAUAACGGCGACGACUCGUCACCGACGCUCUCGCUGCAACCGUCGCUCUCGCUGCGGGAAGUCGGCGACAAGAUGAGGCUGGCGGUCAAGCUCAAGGGCAUGCUGGCGGCAAUGGGCCAGACAGGGCUCUCGGAGCAGCAGCUCUUUGACGCUCUGCUCUCGUCGUCUUCGGAAGUGGUGGCGCCCGAAGCGCCGGUGCCGGCGCCACCGCCACCACCGCCGCCUCCACCGCCGCCGCCUCCGUCCCAAUCGGCAGACAGGCGCGGGAGCGCCGCUGCUGCUGCCGCGCUUCUUCCGAAGCACGUCCGUGCCAAGCGCCGGCCGUCGGUCAUUGAGAUCGCGGCCGGUGCCCGGCUGCUCAAGACGACCGCCAUCGACCCAGAUGAGGCGCGGGCGCACAAGGUCAAGGCGACGCCUCAGCGGCCGUCGGUCUUUGAGCUCCGGUCCAAGGCCAAGAAGCUCAAAAAGGCACCAAAGCCCAAGAGCAAGAAGCCUGCUACUGACGCUGCGCCGACACAGACUGCCGCGCCAGCCGAGGUGGCGACUGCGCUGCCGCCGUCGUCGCUUGCAGCCCACGUGACGGCCAAGCGGGUCGAGCUCGCGCAGUUGCUCCACGCGUACAACGCGGUCAACCCGUCAGUUCUUGACGCCAUUCCCGCGAGCCACGACGAACUUGUUCCGGUCACGCUCUCGCUCGCACGUCAGUACUACGCGCUCGAGAAGCUGGUUGUCCGGCUCAAGGGCGCGCUCGCCGGUGCCGAUGAUGCGCGACUCAACACCGCGUUGCAGUCCGGCAACUCGCCGGCGCCACGGGCGGAACCACGUGCACGCCGUCAAGCGUCGCCGGUUCUGCAGCGGCUGGUCACCGCCUUCCAUCGGCCGCAGGGUCCGCCAGCCGACGUCGCUGCCCUCCGCCGGCAGUACGACACGCUCCGGUCGCGGCUCGACGCCGAGGAGCGGGCGCUACGGACGCUCGAGGACGAGGGCCGCCAGCUGGCCACAACCCAGCAGGCGGCAACCGACGCGGUCGCCGCGCUCGACGCCGACAUUGGGCGCUACGAGGCGCUUCUCGACCAAGCCGCAUCCCAGGAGGCGCUCCUUGCCGAGCACCUACGCAAGACGGUGUCGCUCUCGGCACAUCUGCGGACAACGCUGGCCAAAGUGCCUGCUGCAGCGCGGGAGUUUGUGCCACCGCGGGCCUUUUGCGACGCGAGCUUUUGCGCCGACGGCACCGAGCAUGCCCGAAGGUCGCUGAGUCCGGCGCGGUCGAGCAGCGCCGCGAGGCCUUCGAGCUCUCCGUUCCGGCCGCCGACGGUCCCGUCGUUCUUCUCGUCACCCAAGACGCCGCUCGCGUCGGCGCGAUCAGGUAGCGCGACAAGGCUGCUCGGCGGGUUUUCGGCGUCAGCGACGCCGGGACUGCUUCGGGCAACGAGCCGGGCCGUGCCGAACGGCAGCGCGCGGUUUACGACUCCGUAUCUGUGA